AUGGCAUAUAGUGAGAUCCCUUUGAAAUGCAGCCCCCGAGCAUGGCUGGUCAUUUCCGGCGCCUCUACGUGUCUCUUCUGCACCGUUGGCUUUCUGAACUCCUUUGGGAUCUUCCAAGAGUACUACGCGACAAACCAGCUAGCGCAAAGCUCUCAGUCCACCAUUGCGUGGUUAGGAGCUACAUCUCUAUUGUUCCUUUUCUCCAUAUCCGUUAUUUCAGGUGCAAUGCUCGAUAUGUUUGGUCCCAAGCUCCUGUCGUAUCUGGGAUCGCUUGGAACAAUUUUCGCAGUUAUGAUGACCUCCCUCUGCAAAGAGCUCUACCAGUUCCUGCUUGCACAGGGAGUACUACUCGGAAUAUCCAUGUCAUUAGUGACCUGGCCAAUGCUGGCUCUCGUGGGACAGCACAUCCAGCGCAAGCGUGCCGUGGCCAUGGGAAUCGUGCUUGCUGGUUCAUCUCUUGGCGGAGUGAUCUGGCCCAUUAUCAUUGACAAAUUAUUGAAGAACCCCGACAUCGGUUUUCAGUGGACAAUGCGUAUUGUCGGUUUUAUUAUGACUCCGUGCUUUGCGUUUACUUGUUUCGCCGCUAAAUCACCAAAGGCGCUCGCUGCGCACGUCGAGAGUGGCGUUUCGAAUCGGAAAACAAUUAGUGACAAUGCCGCCCUCCAAAGCAAGAACGCAGCCAGAAAGGCCGAAGCCAUCGCCCUUUUCCGCAAACCUGCGUUGCGGCUGUUAUGCCUGGCAAUGUUUAUUACAUAUUUCGGCAUGUUUUCACCAUUUUUCUAUACGACUUCAUACGCUGCCGAAAAGGGGUUUCCGUCAAGCUUUGGCUUUUACACUGUUUCAAUUGUGAACGGUGCAUCUUUCUUCGGUCGCAUUCUUCCGGGGAUUAUCGCCGACAAGUAUGGCAAAUUCAAUUGCUGCAUUCUGUCCACCUUGUUGGCCGGAAUAAUUGCACUUUGCUGGACAAGGGUGGAAUCAGUCGCUGCGCUGGGGGUUUGGUCGGCAGCCUAUGGCUUCGCGUCUGGGGGUAUUCUGUCACUGCAACAAGCCUGUGCAGCUCAAGUGGCCACUACGUCUACGCUGGGUCUCGCUAUUGGCAGUGUAUCUGGUUCCACUGCAUUGUCUGCCAUGGCUAAUGUCCCAAUAAGUGGCGCAUUAGUCGAGAAUUACGGUUAUCUGUCACUAUCGCUAUUUUCUGGGGCGUCGCUGUUGCUUGGCACGAUUUUGCUGCUUGCUGCUCGGUUGGUGCAGAGCCGACAGCUUUGGGCGAUCGUUUAG
This is a messenger RNA of Penicillium canariense, 1278 nucleotides long. RefSeq lists its product as uncharacterized. The transcript is spliced from 5 exons. Bases 1 to 1278 code for a protein of 425 amino acids. Gene Ontology annotation, cellular component: fungal-type vacuole membrane. The record is from RefSeq and is a predicted model, not a curated record. Gene Ontology annotation, molecular function: transmembrane transporter activity. Gene Ontology annotation, biological process: transmembrane transport. NCBI's taxonomy places the organism in Eukaryota, Fungi, Ascomycota, Eurotiomycetes, Eurotiales, Aspergillaceae.